Messenger RNA from Hyalella azteca, 1125 nucleotides. Its product is annotated as unconventional myosin-Vc-like. The coding region runs from base 1 to 465 and encodes 154 amino acids. NCBI's taxonomy places the organism in Eukaryota, Metazoa, Arthropoda, Malacostraca, Amphipoda, Hyalellidae. The record is from RefSeq and is a predicted model, not a curated record. The transcript has 5 exons.
AUGGAUUGUGCGUUGAUUGGAUUCGCGCUGGCCCAAGUAGACACUCAGGAGAACCUGAAUGCCGUGAUGAGCGCCGCUGCCUCGAAAUCUGGUGAGAAAACAAUUGUAUUUGCAGAGACACUCUCUGACUUGGCGGUGUGGAUUUAUAACGGCGUCAUCAAGCUCAUGGAGGAGAGCAUCCAGCCGUUAGUGGUGCCCAGUAUCCUGGAAAACGAGGUCAUGUCUGGCAUAUGUGUUGGCAAACCUGGCCCUGCUAAAGGAGGUGCCAAGAACGGUGGCGUUGAAGAGUCCUCCCAGGAGCCUCAGAAGGCGCUGGAUCUGCUGUUGAGUCAGCUGACGCUCUUCUACAGAACGCUGGCCACAUUUGGCACUGACCCUGCAGGUCUUCAGGCAGAUAUUUUACUUUAUCUGCGCUGGUUCACUGAACAAUCUACUGCUGCGGAAGGACAUGUGCCACUGGUCUAAGGGCGUGCAGAUUCGCUACAACCUCAGCCAUCUGGAGCAGUGGACUAGAGACAUGCAGCUGCCAGAGCUCGGUCAGGCCUGUUCUCUACUUCGCAAUUAAAGCAGAAACAAAUUUUAAAAGCUGAGAUAUAGUUUGCUCAGGAAAUUAUGGAAUGAUUUUUGUUUAUUUUAUUUGCGAAAUACAGUAGACUUCAGCUCUCCCAAGUUGCUAGGAGUUGAAGACUAUAGUUAAUGUUUUUGGGAAGUGAACGCAAAACUUCGAGCUAAGCCAGAAGGCACAGGUAAUUUCUGACUAUUAGCCUUCCGUCAGUCGUGUGUCAUAAGUUAAUUAGAAGUUGCUGACCAAUUAAUUUAUUUCUGUCACUUUUGUCUUCAGAUUUUUUUGUCAUUCCAACGUUCUUAACCAAUUUGACGCGCUUGCAGGCAACUCUGAUGUUUUGUCGCCGAUCAUCCAAGCGGCUCAGCUGCUUCAAGCACGCAAGACCGACGACGACGUGGAGAGCAAGCAUCUGUGAAGUGUGCGAUAAACUUACCCUGCCUCAGAUCGUGAAAAUCUUGAACCUCUAUACACCGGAUGAGUUCGAAGAGCGUAUACCGGCCUCAUUCAUUCAGAAGAUACAACAGCGACUGCUGAAGCGGCCUGCUGCUGAUCAUGAACAG